GUCUUCUCUCUCCCCCGUCCUUCGCCCACAGAGCAACAGACAGUGGUGCUGCUCCCCAGAUCCCCCUCUGCCUCUAAAACCUACUUCCCCAUCCCGGUCGACUGUCUGGAGGAGGAGACCAGGAUACGAUCCGCUGACGACGGCAAACUCUUCAGAGAGGAGUUCAAUUCGUUGCCGUCUGGAUAUACCCAGGGGACAUGCCAGGAGGCCAACAAAGAAGACAACAGAGAAAAGAACAGAUAUCCCAACAUCCUUCCAUAUGAUCAUUCCAGGGUGGUGUUAACCCAGCUCGAUGGAAACCUCUGUUCAGACUACGUCAACGCUUCAUACAUCCAUGGCUACACGGACAAUAACAAAUUUAUUGCAGCACAAGGUCCUAAACAAGACACGGUAGCAGACUUCUGGAGGAUGAUAUGGGAACAGAAGACGGCAACUAUUGUCAUGCUGACCAACCUGAAAGAGAGGAAAGAGGACAAGUGUUACCAGUACUGGCCAGACCAAGGCUGUUGGACCUAUGGUAAUGUCCGGGUGGCUGUGGAAGACUUUACUGUGUUGGUGGACUACACCAUACGGAAGUUCUGCAUACAAUAUCAGGCCAGUGACGGCAACAAGCCCUCCAGGCUGGUCACUCAGCUACACUUCACCAGCUGGCCUGAUUUUGGGGUGCCCUUUUCCCCUAUCGGCAUGCUCAAGUUCCUCAAGAAAGUCAAGACCGUCAACUCCUCCUUCGCUGGUCCCAUCGUGGUUCACUGCAGUGCUGGUGUGGGAAGGACAGGGACCUUCAUUGUGAUUGACGGCGUGAUUGACAUGAUGCACCAAGAGCAGAAGAUUGACGUCUUUGGUUUUGUGUCCAAGAUACGAGACCAGCGCUCACAGCUUGUACAGACAGACAUUCAGUACUCGUUCAUCUACCAGGCCCUGUUGGAGUACUACCUCUACGGAGACACAGAACUGGACGUGUCCUCUCUGGAAGGACACCUGCACAAACUCCACAACACCCACGCCCCCUUCGACAGGGUCGGCCUGGAGGAAGAGUUCAGAAAACUGACCAACAUGCGAAUAAUGAAGGAGAACAUGAGGAUGGGAAAUCUCCCUGCCAACAUGAAGAAGAACAGAGUGCUCCAGAUCAUUCCGUAUGACUUCAACAGAGUGAUUAUGUCCAUGAGAAGAGGCCAAGAGUUUACUGACUACAUCAAUGCGUCUUUUAUAGAUGGCUACAGGCAGAAGGACUACUUCAUAGCGACCCAGGGUCCUUUGUCUCACACGGUAGAGGACUACUGGAGGAUGGCCUGGGAGUGGAAGUGUCACUCCAUCGUCAUGCUGACUGAACUACAGGAGAGGGAGCAGGACAAGUGUUUCCAGUACUGGCCCACAGAGGACUCAGUGACCUACGGAGACUACACUGUAGAGAUGAAGGGAGACACUGUGUGUGAUACCUUCAGUGUACGGGAUCUGGUACUCACCUACGGCCCAGAUAAGCAGACACGUCUGGUCCGCCACUUCCACUUUCACGGCUGGCCAGAGAUCGGGAUCCCAGCCGAAGGGAAAGGAAUGAUCGACAUCAUCGCCUCGGUGCAGAGACAGCAACAGCAGUCAGGAAACCAUCCCAUCAUCGUACACUGCAGUGCUGGUGCAGGGCGAACAGGUACGUUCAUUGCACUGAGCAAUAUCCUGGAGCGGGUCAAGGCCGAGGGCCUACUGGACGUCUUCCAGACUGUGAAGAGUUUACGGAUGCAGAGGCCACAUAUGGUCCAGACUGUGGAACAAUACGACUUCUGCUACCGGGUGGUACAAGACUUCGUGGACAUUUUCUCAGACUAUGCCAAUUUUAAAUGAUGAAAUAUUUGCCUUACAAACAUAUGUUUAGUUCAAAUGUUGUUUUUGAAAUACCAGUUGGUCAGGCUUUGUGUUAUGUCCAUAGAAGGAUUAAAUGUUUUUCUAUUUUGCUAUGCACUUGUCCUUACUGUAACUAAAAUUCCAUCCCUCGCUGUAAUAUACUGUAUGUCAAUGGACGGACAUUUGUAAAUGCCAAAAUGUAAGAUUAAUAAUGUAUAUUUCACAUCAUGUAUAAUAAUUAUUUUGUAAUGAAAUUCAAGUGUUUUUUUUUUUUAACCUUGAGUCUCUUUAUUGACAUAUUUUAGUUGUUGUAUGAUACUGUACUUUUGUUAAAAAUCUGGUUUAUUCAGACUAAGUGUUUACUUUGACCAUACUUGUAAUAGUUCCUUUGAAAGUGGCGCUGUUGUAAAUGUUUUAUGUAUCGUUGCAGACCUUCCAUUUAUUGCAUUCUAAGAACCUUAUGUGAAUACUAUUAGGAUUAUUCUGACAUGUAUUUGAUGCCUUCUAUCUGUGACUAGAGGUGAUGUCUCCUCUAUCUUUUAUUUCAUUGGAAAUAACCCUUUUAAAAAAUAUAUAUUAAGGUCUUUACAAUGCAAGUAUGUUGAGGCACAAUAUCAAGAACUCAAAAAAAUAUGCAAAGUAUUGAAUAUCAAGUUACGCCAUUAUCAUUAUUAUUGACAAGGAUAACAGUUUAAAACAACAUAUUAAGGAAUUGUAAGAAUUAGUUUCCAUUAACCUGAUGGACGUAGUAGCCUACUUCAGUCCAGAAAAUCAAUAUGCAACUACACAUAUAUAAUAACAAGGUACCAGUAGUAGUACUAGUCAGUAGUACUAGUCAGUAGUACUAAUCAGUAGCACUAAUCAAAUCAGUAGUACUAAUCAGCAGUACUAAUCGGUAGUACUAAUCAGUAGUGCUAAUCGGUAGUACUAAUCAAAUCAGUAGUACUAAUCAGUGGUACUAAUCAAAUCAGUAGUGCUAAUCAGUAGUACUAAUCAGUAGUGCUAAUCAAAUCAGUAGUACUAAUCAGUAGUGCUAAUCAAAUCAGCAGUGCUAAUCAGUAGUACUAAUCAAAUCAGUAGUACUAAUCAGUAGUGCUAAUCAAAUCAGCAGUGCUAAUCAGUAGUACUAAUCAAAUCAGUAGUGCUAAUCAGUAGUACUAGUCCGUAGUGCUAAUCAGUAGUGCUAAUCAGUAGUACUAAUCAAAUCAGUAGUACUAAUCAGCAGUACUAAUCAAAUCAGUAGUACUAAUCAGUAGUACUAAUCAAAUCAGUAGUACUAAUCAGCAGUACUAAUCAAAUCAGUAGUACUAAUCAGUAGUACUAAUCAGUAGUACAAAUACAACCAUACUGCAGUUUUUUAUAGCUAAAGCCACUGCACAUAUUCUGAAGCACAUGUACAUUACCAAGCAUACCACCAAGGAAUAUCACAGAUACAUUAAUGUCAAAUAUGCUACAUCUGAAAAGUUACAGUCAACAUUUGUAUAUUCAUGUGUAUUUGCUUUAAUAGCAGUGGGAUCCAUGUUUAAAUGUAUGCAGUCCUGAACUGCCCGUAUCUUCUAGAAGUGACGUGUAUUAUUUGACCUAAUAGGAAGGUGUCUGCUGAUGCAGUGGCCAAAAUGACUAGAGGAAUACAAACACAAGUCGUUCUGAUACGACGCAACAGUCAGUGUGACCUGUAAAAUUAAACGAUUUUAACGUAAGUGCAUCGAAAUGACCUCGACACAAUAUAAAUAAAUUAAAAUUAAAAAAGCACAAAAGAUGGGCAUAUUUCAUUUAAAAUAACGAUCCUCAAUCUGUUAAUAAUAUAUCCAUGCAAAAUGCCAUACCCUUUGUAUUUAGACCUCAGUGCCGUUUAUAGUAUACUGGCUACCACCAAUCUCAUGAAAACACACAUAUCCUCAUUAUGGCAUUACACCAUUUGCAUUGUUGUGAAAGACUAGGUCAGGGGUGCCCCGACCAAAACAUUACCUCAUAAACUCCAGCGGUGCUUCAAAGCCAGGUUUAUAAGGGCGCCCUUGUAUAGGAAUCUGAGAUAAGUCCAGCCGAAUGACAAGGGCCCAGAAGCCCUCUAUACACCCCUCUAUUUCUUUAUGACAUGUUGAUACAACGGGAGGAGGAACUAACCAUAUCAGAUACACAAUGAACAAGGAGGUUUAAUAGUUGGGAAUAUGGAAUUGUUGGAUGCUUUGUCAGAUGUGAGUUGUUGUGCUGGAGGAAUGACUUAACUUAACCUCAUCUCUGUCUCCGUCUCUCUCUCUCUCUCUGUCUCUCUGUCUGUCUCUCUCUUUCUCUGUCUCUCUGUCUCUCUCUCUCUCUCUCUCUCUGUCUCUCUUU
Molecule: messenger RNA, 4170 nt
Organism: Salvelinus namaycush (lake trout)
Lineage: Eukaryota; Metazoa; Chordata; Actinopteri; Salmoniformes; Salmonidae
Product: receptor-type tyrosine-protein phosphatase epsilon-like
Exons: 16
Coding region: 409-1836 (475 amino acids)
Biological process (GO): protein dephosphorylation
Molecular function (GO): protein tyrosine phosphatase activity
Source: RefSeq, a predicted model, not a curated record